GUUAAAAUGGCUCAUGCUCAUGAUGCUCUUGUCUUGGUGGAUAACAGUAUAAUGUCUCCUGUAGUGUCACAACCUCUGGAACUAGGAGCUGACAUUUUUAUGCACUCAGCUACCAAGUUCAUUGCUGGGCACAGUGAUGUGAUGGCAGGUGUACUGGCUGUAAGAGGGGAAAGAUUAGCAAAAGAGCUGUACUUUCUACAAAAUGCAGAAGGGUCUGGGUUGGCUCCAUUUGAUUGUUGGCUCUGCUUACGAUGAAUUAAGACAAUGACUUUACGAAUUGAGAAG
Humulus lupulus (European hop) is the source of this 285-nucleotide messenger RNA. Its product is annotated as cystathionine beta-lyase, chloroplastic-like. Lineage: Eukaryota; Viridiplantae; Streptophyta; Magnoliopsida; Rosales; Cannabaceae. The record is from RefSeq and is a predicted model, not a curated record. Gene Ontology annotation, cellular component: cytoplasm. Gene Ontology annotation, biological process: transsulfuration. The transcript is spliced from 3 exons. Gene Ontology annotation, molecular function: pyridoxal phosphate binding; carbon-sulfur lyase activity. The coding region runs from base 7 to 255 and encodes 82 amino acids.